AUGUCGGGCCGAACGGUGGCUGUUGUCGGUGCUGGUGUGAGCGGUAUAGCCGCUAUCAAAGCCUGUCUCGAGGAAGGACUGCAGCCAGUGUGCUUCGAACAGUUCGAUUAUGUUGGAGGCUUGUGGCGCUACACUAACGAUGUGGUACCGGGACAGGGUGCUGUUGUAUACGACAGUCUACUGACAAACACCAGCAAGUCGAUGACAGCUUUUAGUGACCACCCAUUUCCUGAAGACGCCCCACAAUACCUUCGCCAUGAACAAGUCAGGCAGUACCUCGAAAGUUAUGUGGAGAAAUUUAACCUCCGACAAUUUAUAAAACUACAACAUUUGGUAGAAGAAGUUCGACGUAGUUCCAGGUAUGAUGACGUUGGAUCUUGGUACGUCACUGUCAGAAACCAAACCACAGACGAGCGGAAAACAGACGAAUUUGAUGGCGUAAUUAUUUGUAACGGACGUCAACGGGCACCUGUUUACCCAAACAUUCCAGGAAUGACUAACUUCAUGGGGGAGCAGCUUCAUGCUAUCAAGUACAGAAAUCCAAGAUGUGUUCACCAUAAAAAUGUAUUAAUCAUCGGAAACGCCAACACCGCGGGGGAUAUCGCUGUGGAAGCUUCAAAGGUGGCCAGAUCGGUGGUGCUGAGCACGGGGAGAGGGACAUGGAUUACCCGACGGCUAGGGCCAGGACGACGCCCGCCUCCCGCUGGACUACGCUCUCAGACGUGUUCUCCAUUGUUGCGUGACAGACAUGCGACUUUCUGCGAUGGGAGCCAGAUGGAUGGAAUAGAUAUGGUUAUAUACGCCACUGGAUACAAACUUCAGUGGGAGUUUCUGCCUAGUUCCAUUCUUCCUGCUGACUGGGCCCACCUGAACCUCUACCGGCUGGUGUGGCCUGUGGAUCUCCCCCACCCCACGCUGGCCGUGGUUGGUUCCAGCAGUGUCCGGGGCCCGGUCAUUCCGGUGUACGAGCUCCAGGCCCGUUGGGUGGCUGGAGUUUUGUCUGGCCGUCUCAGCUUACCCCCCACCAACGUCAUGAGAAAAGAGAUCACUCAACGAAAAUGCGUCCUUACGGAGCGCUACGGCUAUCUUAAAGUGUCGGUUGACAGUUUGCCAUACCAGGAUGAGCUAGUUGAGGAAUUAAAUCUGAAGCCCUCUUUUUUCUCCAUGCUCUUAACGUGUCCGUCGGAUAUCAUCAGGUGGUACUUGGGUCCGUCAUUCCCCAUGCUUUACCGGCUAUAUGGCGAGCAUUCCUGGAGCGGUGCUAGAUCAGCCUUGGACAAAGCUUUGGCAAACGCUCGUGCUGACCAGAUGAAAGCAGCCAAGAGACGCAGUGAAAGUGGACGAAAACCGUGA
This is a messenger RNA of Liolophura sinensis, 1353 nucleotides long. Its product is annotated as flavin-containing monooxygenase 1-like. NCBI's taxonomy places the organism in Eukaryota, Metazoa, Mollusca, Polyplacophora, Chitonida, Chitonidae. The transcript has 7 exons. The record is from RefSeq and is a predicted model, not a curated record. Bases 1 to 1353 code for a protein of 450 amino acids. Gene Ontology annotation, molecular function: flavin adenine dinucleotide binding; N,N-dimethylaniline monooxygenase activity; NADP binding.